This is a messenger RNA of Neoarius graeffei (lesser salmon catfish), 2590 nucleotides long. It is a transcript of the gene nptnb, whose product is annotated as neuroplastin b. NCBI's taxonomy places the organism in Eukaryota, Metazoa, Chordata, Actinopteri, Siluriformes, Ariidae. The record is from RefSeq and is a predicted model, not a curated record.
CAUCCGAAAGCGUGUGUUGCUCUGCGAUGCCGUGACUGCGACCCGACUUUAAAUGGCUCUCUAGCCGCUUCCAUGAGCAGCUUUUAUGCGGAGCCGUCGCUGCUUUAUUGCUUGAAAACGCCGCUUAAUUUGCAAGUCGGACGUCCGCCGGGUGUUUUUGACCCUCAUCUGCGGUCGCGUUUGCGCAUAUCCUCCUCCUCCUCUUCUUCACGCGUCCUAGAAGAUCCGCUCACAUCCUCCUCCAAAUAUUCUCCUCCAGCAAUGUGUGCGACAAUGAUCGUGACUGCUGUCUUUCUCGGAAAUGUCAUGCUGCAAUAUGUGUCGUCUCAAAACGCUGGGUUUGUGAAGUCGCCCAUGUCUGAGACAAAGCUCACAGGAGACACCUUUGAGCUGUACUGUGACGUGGUUGGUAACCCCACGCCGGAGAUCCAGUGGUGGUACGCUGAGAUAAACCGCGCCGACUCCUUCAAGCAGCUGUGGGACGGUGCCCGGAAGCGGCGCGUCUCCAUCAACACGGCCUACGGCACCAACGGCGUGAGCGUACUGGGUGUCACGCGCCUCACGCUGGAGGACUCUGGAACCUACGAAUGCCGGGCCAGUAACGACCCGCGCCGCAACGACUGGCGCCAAAACCCUGCCAUCACCUGGAUCCGAGCUCAGGCCACCAUUUCCGUGUUGCAGAAGCCGAAGAUCAAUGCUUCUGAUCAGGAAAUUUUGCCGGCUAAAAAGCCACAGGAAGACAAUCCUCCUGUUACCUUACAGUGUAACCUCACCAACGCUCACACCACUCAUUGGGAAAGCUUCUGGAUGAAGAACGGACGAGAAAUCCCAAAGACGAGAAAAGGGCUGAAAAACACAGAGCUCACACUCGAAAAACCAAGAGCGGAAGACGCAGGAGAGUACAUGUGUGUGUACACUUUCCACAAGGCCCCCAAUGCCAACGCAUCCAUUGAAGUCAAAGCGGCUCCUGAAAUCACUGGUCACAAGCGAAGCGAGAAUAAAAAAGAAGGAGAAAACGCCCUCUUGUACUGCAAAUCCGUGGGAUACCCACAUCCCAUCUGGACAUGGCGGAAAAAAGUCAAGCAGGGAUCAUACGUAGACAUUGACAACAGUACUGGACGCUUCUUCAUCACGAGCAAAGACAAUUACACAGAACUGAACGUUAUAAACCUUGACAUCAGUACAGACCCUGGCGAGUACGUCUGCAGCGCCUCAAACGUCAUUGGGACUAAGGAAUCGACGUCUAUCCUGCGAGUGCGUAGUCACCUGGCCCCACUCUGGCCUUUCCUUGGUGUGCUGGCAGAAAUCCUCAUCCUGGUGGUCAUCAUUGUGGUUUACGAGAAACGCAAGAGGCCAGACGAGGUGCAAGACGAUGAUGAACCAGCUGGACCAAUGAAAACCAAUUCUACGAACAACCACAAAGACAAAAACCUGAGACAACGCAACACCAACUGAGCAAAUAAAGCAAAUAAUAAUCCUGACUGCACAUCUUGACCGUAUGAAGGUAUCCAAGGAGAGAAGAACCUCCUGGCCAUUUCGAAUAAAGCAUAUCCUGCCUCACUCGGCCAACGAAACAGCAACAGCAUAUCACUGGCACAAAAGAACAAUAAGGACUGUCUUAACGCAUGCCUUAUUCAGUUUUAUGGUAUGUGAGUACGUGUGGGCACAAUUGAUCCAAUUCAUUCAAAAGGUGUGCACAUUUAUUUUUACUCUUCUGUGCUGUUCCGUUAUCAUGUCACCCUUCUGAGGCCAUCCUUUUGCAUACUUGCAUAUCGUGUCGAAUGCAUGCAGUAACAUAACCGAAUAACAUGCCAUUUUUUUCUAUCGUUAUCCCUUUGUGUGGCGUUGCUUCAGAGGAUUACCCCAAGUGUGUGGGGUUGGGGAGACGGGUGGUUUUUUUUUUUUUUUCAAGAAAUUCAAAGUGAGAAAAAGUCUGAUCCACUCAUUGAGUUCUUUGUACAGUUUAUCAUCAGCUCAUUAAAUUAAACAAAGGUGUUCUAUGUAAAGCUGGACUGCAGGAGCCUAGCUGUGACUGGCAGAGCAGUAUUUAAUCACAGAGAACUGUCUAUGUAUUAAAGAAUUUUAAAAGAUGAAUAAAGGUUAUUUAUUUUCUAGAAUUACAUAGAUGUCUUGUACAGGUUGAGCUGUAAGUGUUCAAAUAUUAUAAUAGCAUAUCUGUAAAAAGUGAAGAAGUUUUUUAAUCCUCGAUGUCCUUCGACCUUUGUUUCUUUUUAGUCAGAUAUUGAAUCUUGUAUAGCAUGGCUAUUAUCCUAUGCAAUAUGUAUUCAAAUAGAAUUUAAAUGGCAACUGUACGCCGGGCCGCGUUCGUUUUGAUGAAUUGCAGAGACUAAGCUUUAAUGUUGUGGGAUCAUCAGGAGGCAGGAAGAGCAUCGAUGCACUGCUGUAGUUGCAUGACUACUUCUUUUAAAGAAAACGAUGAUGAUGAGGAUGAUGAGGACGACGAAGAAGAAUCAGUGUGUUGCAAUGCAACUGGACCAAUAAGUAAAGAUGGCACCUGCUGGAGCUAAAGCCAUUACAAUAAUAUGUGAGACCAACUGUUCUUUUUAAAAUAAAGGCUCGAAAAUAUGAA